Molecule: messenger RNA, 1108 nt
Organism: Dermacentor andersoni
Lineage: Eukaryota; Metazoa; Arthropoda; Arachnida; Ixodida; Ixodidae
Source: RefSeq, a predicted model, not a curated record
GUAACAAUGAUGCUGUUGCCAAGAGGUUCGGCACUCAUUCAGCGAAAUCACUGGGAUUCACAGCAGACGCGCGGUAACUGGCCUGCCUGCAAACGUUGGAAGCAGAAGGAACCGAUACCCGUUUUUUGUCAGGCGCUUACGAAAGCUCGAAAUGUCACUCGGUACACCCAAAACGCAAACGGCAUAUCUGGCACUCCUUGGCGAGGUUUUGCAGCAGCCUGGCCAUCACUACAUUUAUCACAAUGAGACGCAGUACAAAACUGAACAAAGAUUCUCGAUAAUGUCAGACAUAGGCGCUGGGUUCACGGCACGAGCUUUUUACUACAACAAAGAUAAUCGGGGCACAUCAGAUAUUAGUAUUUAUUACAAAAGUGGCGCUGAGGCGUGGUACAUGGAAAUGAAUUACGAAAAGGGUAAAGUGUCUGCUAUACAUAGAAAGCGCGUAAAAGGUUCAACUGAAUCUCCUGACAUCCAAAUAGCAAACGACUCCUUCUACUCAUUCGCCGUUCGUUGCAAGGACGAGGAAUUUAUGGAGGGUUACCUAAACAAGCACCUUUUACAUACAGGAUCUGUAGAGAAAAUCCCAGGUUACACCUGGCAGCUCACCCUCCAGAAUGAGCACCAAAAACUUCUCUCUGUACAUUUAACAUUUGAGGAGCCGCCGGAUACACUAAAAUUAUCUGAUUAUUGGGGAACGAAGUCGUACCUUGAAAACCAAUGGGUUCCAAUAGGAACCGUUGGAGUUUUCGAAUGUGCUUUAGUAGACAAAUCUGCACCGCAUUGGUUAAAAAUUACUGAUUCUCAGGGCUAUGAACAGCAAGUGGAGUUCCAAAGCGGUUCUUUGACGCAGGACUCUGAGCUCUGCUAUAAUAUACGCCUGUCACCCGUAGCAUACAUUGUGACUACUAGUUUUGACUACACCUCCAAGACCAUAUACGACAGCAGUGGUGCCUAUUACAUUAGGGUGAAAUUCUCCCCUGCUGUGUACAUCAAGCGCUACGAUAUGAAAAUUCCAUACUUCACGCCUUACUAGCCAUAGCCGCAUCACUCGGAUACUGGUCAACGUUUAAACAGAUUCAAUAAAAUUACCACUCGGUUCUGAAAAGAA